GAGGGAUUAAUCACAUCCUGUAGAUAGUCAAUGUCAAAAGAAAAGAAUUCCAGAUGGAGCGAAGCACGCUAUGUUAAUAUGGAGAUUCCAAGCUAUAUUCCAUCCGAAGCCCUAGUUCACGAGAACGGCCAAUUUGUUCGAGCUUUUUUGCUUCGAGCAGUGGCCAAUGAUAUGCAGCGCAUGUUACAAACAAAUACCUGUGACUUGUACUUUCGCAACAUUCCUGUCGUGCCCGAGUACGACGCGAAUGGCAAUCGCACCAACACCCCACACAAUAUGCUAGCAGAAAAGAGACUCAGAAUCAUUGACGAGAUUGGGCGUCUCAACCGCACUUACGUUGAGCUAGACAACGCGGCUAAAGCGAAAGAAAUUUCUCGCAAAAUCUAUUUUACAGAUGCACAAAUGGAGACAGGGGAGUGGGGAGCUAUCCUGGGCGCCCGGGGCAGCGUUCAUCAACAAUUGGAGAAGGAGACAAAAUGUAAGAUUGUUUUGGCAGGGCGGGGCAUCACAAAUCCCUUGAAAGAUACAAGCCCGAACGCGGCUUCCUUGUCGUUGGAAGAUCCUCAUGUCCGCAUCACUGCUUCAAGCGAAGUGGAUCUUCAGAAUGCGGCAGAGCGGAUCGAGUGGAUCCUGUCCGAUGACCCCGAGGCAGUGGAAUUCCGGGAAAAGAACCGGCGCCGUAUGGCUCAGGUCGAAGGUCGCUACGAUCCUCGUACCUGGGUAUCAUCGAGCGCACUACGCUCUGCGGACGGUAAGGGUGUUGGAAAAUCAGAGAACGCGGCUGUGCCCGUGAUCGACGAGGAGCUCGAUAAAUUUCUGGAAGAUUUGGAAUAG
Phytomonas sp. Hart1 is the source of this 834-nucleotide messenger RNA. NCBI's taxonomy places the organism in Eukaryota, Euglenozoa, Kinetoplastea, Trypanosomatida, Trypanosomatidae. The record is from the annotation of a GenBank genome assembly.